Molecule: messenger RNA, 921 nt
Organism: Stegodyphus dumicola
Lineage: Eukaryota; Metazoa; Arthropoda; Arachnida; Araneae; Eresidae
Source: RefSeq, a predicted model, not a curated record
AUGAAUCUGACUCAGAUGUAUCGCGAUCCAGCCCUUCCCGCCAGUUUUGGUGGAGUGAGUGCUUUGCAUCGUGCUUUAAAAGGCAAAGAAAGUCACAAGACGAUCAAGAAUUGGCUUACCAGCAAAGAGUCAUAUACUUUGCACAAGCCUACCCAGCGACAUUUUCGUCGCAAUCGCGUCCUCGUCAGAGGCAUCGACGCUCAGUUUCAAUCUGAUUUGGCAGAUAUGCAGUCUCUUGCCAAACACAACGAUGGAUAUAAAUAUUUGCUAACAUGUAUUGAUGUGUUUUCCAAAUAUGCUUGGGCUAUUCCACUCAAAGACAAAACAGAAAAAGUUCGUUUUUUCACAACUGAGAACAGUACAGUGAAAGCAAGCAUCAUCGAACGAUUCCACAGAACUCUCAAAAGCAAAAUGUGGAAGUACUUCAGUGAAAUGAAUACAUAUCGUUCUAUUGACGUAAUAGAUAAAUUAAUUCACAGUUAUAAUCAUACUUGGCAUCACUCUAUUCAAAAUGAAACAGCGAAUGUCAAUAAACACAAUGAGAAACAAGUGUGGAAUCAAUUAUAUAAAGACCUACCUAAACCUCAACCUAAGUUCAAAGUGAGAGACACAGUUCGCAUUAGCAAAUUAAAAAUGAUUUUUGAAAAAGGCUAUGAAAGUAACUGGACAAGAGAAAUAUUUACGAUCCAUGAAAUCCUUCCUAGAAAUCCACCUGUUUAUCGACUUAAAGACCUCGCCGGAGAAGUCAUUGAAAGAACCUUUUACGAAAAGGAACUGCAAAAAAUUUCAGAUUCGGGAUAUUAUCCUGUUGAAAAAGUGUUGCGAGAAAGAAAGAGAAACGGUGUGACGGAAUACUAUGUGAAAUUCUUAGGUUAUCCACCAAAAUUUAAUGCAUGGGUGACCGAUGUGAAAAGAAUAUAA